Molecule: messenger RNA, 490 nt
Organism: Peromyscus eremicus (cactus mouse)
Lineage: Eukaryota; Metazoa; Chordata; Mammalia; Rodentia; Cricetidae
Product: endotoxic shock protective protein U9-ORF-like
Exons: 5
Coding region: 53-343 (96 amino acids)
Source: RefSeq, a predicted model, not a curated record
AGAAGAUCCCAAGGACACAAGACAAGUCCUGUGACCGCUGUUCCUUCCAAGCAUGGAUGAUCUAAAAAUAAGGCUUCAAAGGAACUCAAGAAUAUCCAACACUUCGCUCUUUCUGGCCCUACUGGUAUCAAGAUUCCCUGGCAAGAUUAUUCUCUGCUACCCUUUCUUACACUCUAAGCAGUGCCUGAGACUCUGUGAAUCCUUAAAGCUCUGCGGGAAACCACGAACGAACAGAACAACUCCCAUGGCCCCCUCAUUUUCACCCACAAAAAAACCUAACUUUUCUCUGACCGGGAGUCCUCCAGCUCCUCUUACACCCGACAGGCGGGGAGAUUCGAGAUAGUACAGUUCUUCACAGCCCAGAGAAACUUCCUACCCCCACACGAUCUAUGCUACAGCCAGAUCACACUACCAGAUUACAGUUCCUGUACCAUUGUGUCUCCUUCCAGUAUAAUGCUGCAAUAAAACACUGAUAUCACACUGUUGCUUA